This is a messenger RNA of Knipowitschia caucasica, 1506 nucleotides long. NCBI's taxonomy places the organism in Eukaryota, Metazoa, Chordata, Actinopteri, Gobiiformes, Gobiidae. The record is from the annotation of a GenBank genome assembly.
AUGUUUAUUUACCUCAGUAAGAAGAUUGCCAUACCCAACCACAUUAAUCUAAAAUGUGUGUCCUGGAACAAAGACCAAGGGUUUAUUGCCUGUGGAGGAGAUGAUGGUCUUCUUCGUGUCCUCAAGUUAGACAGUCAAACAGAUGACGCCAGACUCAAAGGUCUUGCUGCCCCCAGUAAUCUCUCAAUGAACCAAGGUUUGGAAGGACACAGUGGAGCUGUACAAGUUAUUACCUGGAAUGAACAAUAUGAAAAACUGACCACAAGUGACCAAAAUGGUCUCAUAAUUGUGUGGAUGCUGUAUAAAGGUGCUUGGUAUGAAGAGAUGAUCAACAAUAGAAACAAGUCUGUGGUGAGGAGCAUGAGCUGGAACGCAGAUGGUCAGAAGAUCUGCAUUGUGUACGAAGACGGAGCAGUUAUAGUCGGAUCUGUAGAUGGUAACCGCAUUUGGGGAAAAGAAUUAAAGGGAAAUCAACUUGCUCAUGUAGCUUGGUCGCCCGACAGCAAAAUCCUGCUGUUUGGAAUGGCCAACGGAGAAGUGCACAUCUAUGACAAUCAAGGGAACUUCAUUAUGAAAAUGACUAUUUCUUGUCUGACAAAUACCACUGGAGCCGUGAGUAUCGCAGGGAUCCACUGGUAUGCUGGAGCAGGAGGUUACAUUGAGCCGGACUGCCCGUGCUUGGCCAUCUGCUUCGACAAUGGGAAAUGUCAGAUUAUGAGCUAUGAGAAUGAUGAAAAUCCCGUGUUCAUUGACACGAUGAUGAAUGUGGUCAGUAUCCAGUGGAAUCAUUGUGGCAGUGUCCUGGCUGUGGCUGGAGGCCUCAGAACUGCAAAUAUGGAGAAGGAAUUGAAUGUGGUUCAAUUUUAUACACCGUUUGGAGCGCAUCUCCGGACACUGAAGGUCCCCGGGAAGCAGAUGACCGGAGUGGCCUGGGAAGGAGGCGGCCUGCGCAUUGCUUUGGCUGUGGACUCCUACAUUUACUUUGCAAACAUACGACCCGAUUAUAAAUGGGGCUAUUGUUGCAGUACGGUGGUCUAUGCCUACACAAAACCAGAGCGACAGGAGUAUUGUGUGGUGUUCUGGGACACAAAAAACAAUGAAAAGUUUGUCAAAUAUGUCAAGAGUCUUAUGUCCAUUACCACAUCGGGAGAUUUCUGCAUCCUGGCCAGUAAAGCAGAUGACAGCCAAUGUCAGGAGGAUUCUGAGGCCGAACCUGGACAUAACUCACGGUUUGUCUUGAUUCUUUGCAACUCCAUUGGAACGCCACAGGACUCAAAAUACAUCGACAUCGAUCCGUUUUACGUCACGAUGACUAAAACCCACGUGAUUGCUGCAUCCAAAGAAGCAUUUUACUUAUGGCAAUACAGAGUGGCAAAGAAAUUAACUGCUCUAGAAAUAAAUCAAGUGGCCAAGACGAAGAAGAAGGGGCGCGAGAGGGUUUAUCACAUUGAUGAUAAUCCAGCCACAGACCCAGACUUUACAAGAGCAUUUUCAGUAAGUAUUUAG